AUUAACCCAACGCCAAACAAUUUGGUGUCUUUCGGUUUUAAUUUUCCGUGUAACUUAUUUUGCAUUGCUUUUUGUAUAAGUAUAUUCUACACAGUGAUUAAGCAGGUGUUUUUCAACUAUGCUCGUGUAAAUUGUAAUUUACGAAUUGUUUGUUUUGGUUUUUACCCGCGCUCAACAUUGUCUAAACUAACAGUCGUUCACGUUCCGCCUCGCUCCCUUCCGCCUUCUUCCUCUUCUUGCUGUGACGUCAAGUGCGUUGCGUUUGAUAUGCACAAAAACAAAUAAACAAAUAAAGACAAUCGUUUAAUUACAAAGAUACUAAAAUAACAACUAAAAAACCCUACAAAAUGGAUAUGAAAUUCGUCAUGAUUAUAAUACUCGGCUUUGGAUUUAUGUUUGUCUUUACGGCAUUUCAAACAAUGUGUAACAUCGAGAAAACAAUAUUGGACAGCAUUUCGCAGGAGGAUGAGAGCUUCAAGGGCGAUGGCUACACAAGCCUGGCCAUACUCUAUCUGUUCUUCUCGCUCUCCAAUUGGCUGGCGCCGUCCUUCAUCUCCUUCACAGGACCACGGGUGGCAAUGGUUGCGGGUGCCGCAACUUACACCGCCUUCAUGAUCACAUUUCUGUUUCCAUCCACGUGGCUGUUGUAUGUGGCGAGUGCACUGCUCGGAUUGGGUGCGUCCAUUACCUGGACGGGUCAGGGCACGUAUUUGGCGAGGUGCAGCAAUUCGGAUACGAUUUCAAGGAAUUCGGGCAUCUUUUGGGCCCUGCUGCAGUGCAGCAUGUUCUUCGGCAAUCUCUUCGUGUACUAUCAGUUCCAGGACAAGACGCACAUCGAUAAGGAGACACGUAAUCUGGUCAUUGGUGUGCUAACAGCGGUGGCCGUUUUGGGCAUUGUGUUCCUCGCUGCCCUGCGCUUCAUGGCCAGCAAUGCGGAGCAGGACAACGAACUGGAGCAACAGCACACGGGCUGUGGCCAGGCUCUGUAUGCCCUGAAAUUGGCCGGCAAACUCUUCUGCACCAAACGAAUGCUGUUGCUCAGCUUGGCCUUCUUCUACACAGGACUGGAGCUAUCGUUCUUUAGCGGCGUCUUUGGUUCGUCCAUUGGAUUCACCAUGAAAAUCGCUGCAACGCCGAAGGAGAUUGUUGGCCUCGUCGGGAUAUGCAUUGGCGUUGGCGAGGUCUUUGGCGGCGGCUUCUUUGGCAUAUUGGCAUCGAAGACGACACGUUUUGGCCGGGAUCCGAUUGUCAUUGCUGGCUAUGUGAUGCAUAUGGUUGCCUAUCUGUUGACAUUCCUCAAUCUGCCGAAUAGUGCACCGUUCAAGGAUACCACCGAUAUUUCGUAUUUGGAUCCACCGAGCCCGGCAAUCGCUCUCGUCUGUGCCUUCCUUUUGGGCCUGGGCGAUGCCUGCUUCAAUACUCAGGUGUAUUCCAUGCUGGGUGGCGAGUUCGUCAACAAUCCUGUCGGCGCUUUUGCCCUUUUCAAAUUCACCCAAUCCGUGGCGGCGGCCAUUAGUUUCUUCUACUCGGCGCACUUUGGGCUGUAUACUCAGUUGGCCAUUCUGGUGGUAACGGGCACCAUUGGCACCGUUGCCUUCGUGAUUGUUGAGUGGAGCUUCAAGCGGGAGCAUCGCGAACAGGAGAAAUAGGACGAGGAGUACGCGGAGGAGGAGGAGGAGGAGUACGAUGAUGAGCUCGAUUGGAGUGUAGAAUAUUAAUUCGAAUGCUGUUUGUAAUUAAGGAACUAGGAUUAGUUAUUGAACAGAGAUUGCUUAGUGCAUAUGUGUGUGUAUAUAUAUAUAUAAAUACAUAUAUAUAUAUUUAUGUAUAUUUAUAUGUAUAUAUAUAUGUGUUGAAAUGUUUGUUAAUUGCCACGCUGCACACUGCAGCGGCGGCGCCUUCCUAUACAUAUGCAAUAAAUAGUUAAAUUGUUGUUGAGCGCUUAAUGUUUUGCUAUAUGUGUGAAUGUAUCUGUAUCUUUAUCUGUACGUGUAUAUGUAUAUGCAACUGUAUAUGUAUCUAUCGAUUUAUGUAUUUUAAUGUUGAGACAUCCAAAACACGUAUUCGUAAUUCUAGUUGUAAUUGUUUUUUAUA
This is a messenger RNA of Drosophila grimshawi, 2094 nucleotides long. RefSeq names its product UNC93-like protein MFSD11. The transcript has 4 exons. The record is from RefSeq and is a predicted model, not a curated record. Lineage: Eukaryota; Metazoa; Arthropoda; Insecta; Diptera; Drosophilidae. Bases 348 to 1649 code for a protein of 433 amino acids.